AUGGACGACGAUGCUUCAUCGGUGAACGGUCAGGCGUCUCCUGCUGGCUCUGUAUCACCAUUCGUAGGAGCGUCACCAGAUUAUCCAGAAGUUUCAUCGCCGAAAGGGUCCGCUGGUGAAGGAUCUCCUCGGGACUUGGACUACCAGGGAGUUUCGUCUCCAAGAGAUGACAGCGCCGUCGCAUCGCCCUCUCAUGCGUCCGCAUCCGCAGCUUCAUCACCGGCUUACAGAGAGCAGGACGAUGACUCUGGAGAUGAGUUCAACGCCGAUAGCCCUAAUAUUCCUGGCUCUCCUGAAGCGGAUCCCACCAGCGAAAAUGGUGACACGAACGAGGCUUACGUGCCAAAGUCGCCUAGUUCACCUGUACAAGAGGAAGGACCCUUGUCUUCGCCACCGCCGUCAUCGCCCCAGAAUGACGGAGGCUCUCGAUCAAGAUCUCCGCGGCAGCGCGAAGAUGGAGAGGAGGAGAAGAGCUCGAAAGAAGUGGACGCCAAAUCAGAUGAUGAAGAAAACACCCCCGAACAACGAAAGGGCGCUGCAUCGAGUGAUGAAGGCUCUAAGAGAAUGCCGAUGCGCAUCUCACGCGUUGUGCUGAGACUGUUAUUCGUUAUCUUCAGGAAAAAUCUUCUGGAUCCGAUGAUUCUGACGACGAUGAAAUGGACGAAAGAACAGCGGAAGAAGAAACUCGGAAAACUGAUUGUAAAUAUAUUUGGCGAAGAUAUCGAAGAAGAUGCAGAUGGCACACGUGAUGACGACGAAGAGCAAGAUGAGAAACAACAGCAAGAGGCUAAUCAAGAAGAUGAAGACGACUAUGUUCGAGAUAGGAAUAAGGACGACGACAGAGACAGAGCUGGAUUUGAAUGGGAUUUCGAUUUGAUGUUGCGAGAGAAGAAGGCCGAGAGAAAGAAGAAGAGGAAGCGACGUGAUGCAGGAAUCGACAUUAUCAACGACGAUGAUGGAAUCAUUGCACAUAUGGUCAACGCAAUGAAAAAUGCCGCAAAGGAUGACCGUCAUUCAAAUACGGAACGAAAACCGGCUCUCAAGAAAAGAAAAAUGCUUCACGACGUGAAAAUGAUGCUUCUUAGGAUGGACAUGCUUGAAGCCAUGAUCGAUGGAGGAAUGAUGAGCGCGGUCUCGGAAUGGUUGGCUCCACUUCCAGAUAAAAGUCUGCCGGCUCUCGAAAUAAGAACAGAGUUGCUGAAGAUUCUGUCAGGAUUUGGCAAUUUGGACCAGCAGUCAGGUCUGGGAAGGGCGGUGAUGUUGCUUUACAAGCAUCCUCGAGAAACCAAAGAGAACAAGGCAAUGGCAGCGCAGAUAAUAAGAGAGUGGUCGAGGCCGAUCUUCCAGCUUGAAACUGAUUUUCGCUCUGUUUCUCGAGAAGAGAGAGUCCAGAGAGACUUAGAACAUAUGUCGAGUGUCAAGAAGAGAAGAAUGAGCGGUGAAGCAGGUCCUUCAGAACCCGCUGUGUCGAAACUCCCUGAAAGGGAGAUCAACAGAGCUCGCGUCCCUCGUCCUUCCACUAAGGAUUACGUUGUUCGACCAAAAUCGAACGUCGAAGGAGAGUUUAAGGGAGAGCGCAAAGGGAAGGCGUUUGCACGUCUCGAUAAAGCACAUCGUGAGUUUUUGGAAAGAACCAGAAAACUGAAAGCUAAACGGGCAAUAGGCGUGUCUCUUGAAGGAAGAAAUAUGGCGUUGUGA
Molecule: messenger RNA, 1698 nt
Organism: Ostertagia ostertagi
Lineage: Eukaryota; Metazoa; Nematoda; Chromadorea; Rhabditida; Trichostrongylidae
Source: the annotation of a GenBank genome assembly